Messenger RNA from Ochlerotatus camptorhynchus, 2747 nucleotides. RefSeq names its product endoplasmic reticulum metallopeptidase 1-like. Lineage: Eukaryota; Metazoa; Arthropoda; Insecta; Diptera; Culicidae. Gene Ontology annotation, biological process: proteolysis. Bases 70 to 2721 code for a protein of 883 amino acids. The transcript is spliced from 5 exons. Gene Ontology annotation, molecular function: metalloexopeptidase activity. The record is from RefSeq and is a predicted model, not a curated record.
CAGCGAGACCAACACAGAUUUGGGACAUUGCACCCAAUUUUUCUGUAGGCUGAGAGCAGUAUUUCGACGAUGGUUGACCAGAAAAGAGCGAAAAAACAGCCUUCGGCUGCAGCCGGGUCUCGAGACGAAGAACCCAAUCUACAUCAAAUUGAUUCCCAGUUGGGAAUGCUAGGAGUAGUGCUGAUGUUGCUUUGUGGAACUGUUUCCAGUUAUCUGUUUACAAAUUUGCCCAAUGCACUGACACGUGCAAACUUGGAGAGCUAUCCAGGGGCAUUCAUCGCCGAACGUGCAUGGGAAAAUUUGAAUGUGCUGAAUGAUUUCGGCCCAAAGCCUACCGGAAGUGAUGCGAAUGAAAAGCUGACUGCAAACUACCUGAAGCGUGAGAUUGAAAUGAUCCAGGCUAGCAAACACCGGAAUCAGCGGUUGGAUACCAAGCAUCAAGUAACAACUGGAGGCUAUCAUGUUGCAUUUAUGGGCCAUCCACUGACUAGCUUGUACAGAAAUGUUCAGAACUUGGUUGUGAAGCUGGCGGGCGAAUAUGAUAACUCUACCAGUCCUGCACUGAUGUUGAAUUGCCACUUCGACACAGUUGCUAGUAGUCCGGGAGCCAGUGACGAUGGUGCAAGUUGCUGUGUUAUGUUGGAAAUCAUGAGAGUACUCUCAAGACAACCAAAACGCAAUAGACAUUCCGUAAUAUUUUUGUUUAAUGGGGCCGAGGAGACUCCUUUGCAGGCAGCUCAUGGGUUCAUUACGCAACAUGAGUGGGCAAAACAGGUGGCUGCCUUUAUAAAUUUGGAAUCAGCUGGUUCGGGAGGCAAGGAAGUUCUUUUCCAAAGUGGGCCGCAACAUCCAUGGAUGAUUGAUGUAUAUGCUCGCUCAAUAAGACACCCAUUUGCCCAUGCAGCUGCUGAAGAGAUUUUCCAAUCGGGUUUAAUUCCAUCCGAUACAGACUUUAGAAUAUUCCGCGACUAUGGAAAUGUACCUGGGAUGGAUUUUGCUCAUAUGGUUGAAGGAUACCGAUACCACACAAAGUUCGAUAACAUUGACUACUUGUCACUCCCAGUGCUGCAGCGUACCGGCGAUAAUAUCUUAUCCAUAACAAGGGAAAUGGUCAACAGUGAUGAACUUGCAAACAGUAGACUGGAGGAAAGCAAAAAAGGGUACAGCGUGUUCUACGACUUCAUGGGUCUGCUGUUCGUUUGCUAUUCCGCCAAUACAGCAAUCACGAUCAAUACUUUGGUUUCGAUUCUGGCCAUUCUGAUGCCGUAUUACGGACUGAGUCGAUCUGUACGAAAACUGGGAGAAGGAUCAAUUAUAAAAGAAGCCAUUUAUGGAUUCCUGGCAACUGUAGUAGGUACGGUCGGAAGCAUUUUGUCGUGCCUUAUCAUUGGCCGACAACUUGAUGCCAUGGGACGGGCAUUAUCGUGGUACUCGACCCCGUUCUUAGUUAUGGGCUUAUAUUGUUGUCCGGCGUUGCUGUGUCAUUGUUUUUCGCAGAUGAUUAUCAAUCGAUUGUUUGCUGAUAAGAAGACCGUGCUGAAUCUAUCGCAGAUUGUCCAGUCUCGAAUGAUGGGAGUUAGCUUAUUCUGGGCCAUACUGGUUGUACCGCUAACAUUCGCAGGAAUACGAACAACCUACAUCUUCAUGGUGGUGCUCCUGUUCUCGCUGAUGUCAUCACUAGUUUCAACCGUUCUGGGCUAUCAGAAUACUACCAAAAAAUGGAUCCUGGUGCAUCUGGCUUUCCAGAUACUAACAAUGUUCUGGGCGACACAGUACUAUCACAUGUUCUUGAAAUUGUUCAUUCCAAUAUCCGGUCGGAUUGGAGGUCAUAAAAAUCCCGAAUAUCUGGUUGGAUCGAUUGCUGCUCUCUGCACUCUGUUGGUCAGUAGCUACAUGAUUCCGUUGGUGACCUUGUUGAAGAAAGCCUCCGUACUUACCGCUCGGUUGACGGUCUUCAUUCUGCUCGCGUUACUGAUCACUUGCUUCACGCAAGUCGGAUUCCCGUACCGAGAUGAUAGUGCAAACGCCCCGACAGUACAAAGGCAUUACGUGACGCACGUAAUGCGUUCCUACUACGAUGAAUUGGGUAACUCUAGAGGAAAUGAUUCCGGUUUCCUAUUCCGCGAAAUGGAUCGAAACUCAUACCGGGCGAUAAAAGGAGUUGCCAGUCCGGAAACGGUCAUUCCGAUGCGUGAAAUGAACACUUGUGAAACGGAAAUCUUCUGCGCCGUUCCUUUUUAUUCCAUGUGGCACCAGAUUCGAUUCGACAAUUACUGGUUACCCGGACCACCACCGGUUGCAGAUAAAGUGGUGUCCAUGACAAAGACUAAACAGGAACAGCUAAGCGAUAAUGUCCGACGGCUGACAUUCAUGCUGGAAGGCAGCAUCCAAUCUUCUCUCAUCAUUGGAGCAAAACCGGGUGUAAAGUUGGUCGGUUGGAAUCUACUGGACAAGUUGACACCAGCAACGGAGUUCAACAACCAAAAAGCACACUUUGUGCUUAUCACCCACGGACUGCCGGGCGAGCCUUGGGAAAUUACUCUGGAUUUCGAACAUGAGAACAAGGACCACAAAGGAUUACUUGCUGAUGUCACCGUCGUUACCACUCAUUGGGAAGCACAUCGAAUGCACACUCAAGAAUUCACAGAUUUGAUUAAGAAAUUUCCCUCCUGGGCACAUGUGAUACCGUCGGUUGCGGUGAUGAAUAUCUACGUGUUUUAAAUAUAUAGAAUACGUUUUUUUUAUAA